Penicillium brevicompactum is the source of this 1437-nucleotide messenger RNA. Its product is annotated as mitochondrial processing peptidase. NCBI's taxonomy places the organism in Eukaryota, Fungi, Ascomycota, Eurotiomycetes, Eurotiales, Aspergillaceae. Gene Ontology annotation, cellular component: mitochondrion. The transcript has 5 exons. Bases 1 to 1437 code for a protein of 478 amino acids. Gene Ontology annotation, molecular function: metalloendopeptidase activity; metal ion binding. The record is from RefSeq and is a predicted model, not a curated record.
AUGGCUUCUCGGCGCCUUGCUCUCAACUUGCACCAGGCAACCCGCACUCGUGCGGCCCUGAAGUCCAUCCAGCCCGUGAAGCGUGGCUUUGCGUCCCCGGUUUUGCCGUCCACCACCCAGUCCACCACCCUCUCCAACGGAUUCACCAUCGCCACUGAUCACUCCCCAUGGGCCCAAACCUCCACGGUCGGCGUCUGGAUCGAUGCCGGUAGCCGGGCAGAGACUGACAAGACCAACGGAACCGCGCACUUCCUUGAGCACCUCGCCUUCAAGGGCACCAACAAGCGCUCCCAGCACCAAUUGGAACUCGAGAUUGAGAACAUGGGUGCUCACCUCAACGCCUACACAUCGAGAGAAAACACCGUCUACUACGCCAAGGCUUUCAACAACGAUGUCCCCAAGGCCGUCGACAUCCUCGCCGAUAUCCUCCAGAACUCCAAGCUCGAGGCUAGCGCCAUUGAGCGUGAGCGCGAUGUGAUCCUGCGCGAGCAGGAGGAGGUUGACAAGCAGCUCGAGGAGGUUGUCUUCGACCACCUGCACGCUACCGCCUACCAGGCUCAGCCCCUUGGCCGCACCAUCCUCGGCCCCAAGGAGAACAUCCAGACCAUCACCCGUGACAACCUGACCAACUACAUCAAGACCAACUACACUGCUGACCGCAUGGUCCUGGUCGGUGCCGGUGGCAUUCCCCACGAGCAGCUUGUUCGUCUCGCCGAGGAGCACUUCGGUAGCCUCCCCAGCCAGCCCCCUACUUCCGCCGCCGCCGCCCUCUCCGCCGAGCAGAAGCGUAUCCCCGAGUUCAUUGGUUCCGAGGUCCGCCUCCGCGAUGACACCAUCCCCUCCGCCCACAUCGCUCUCGCCGUCGAGGGUGUCAGCUGGAAGGACGAUGACUACUUCACCGCUCUCGUCACCCAGGCUAUUGUCGGUAACUGGGACCGCGCCAUGGGCCAGUCUCCUUUCCUCGGCAGCAAGCUCAGCUCCCACGUCAGCCACCACAACCUCGCCAACAGCUUCAUGAGCUUCUCCACCAGCUACAGCGACACCGGUCUCUGGGGUAUCUACCUCGUCAGCGAGAACCUCACUCAGCUCGACGACCUGAUCCACUUCACUCUCCGUGAGUGGUCUCGCCUCUGCAACAACGUCACCUCCGCCGAGGUUGAGCGUGCCAAGGCCCAGCUCAAGGCUUCCAUCCUCCUGUCCCUUGAUGGUACCACCGCCGUCGCUGAGGACAUCGGCCGCCAGAUCAUCACCACUGGUCGCCGUCUCAGCGCCGAGGACAUCGAGCGCACCGUCAGCCAGAUUACCGAGAAGGACGUCAUGGACUUCGCUACUCGCAAGCUGUGGGAUCAGGACCUCGCCAUGUCCGCCGUCGGCAGCAUCGAGGGUAUCCUCGACUACCAGCGCAUCCGUGGAGACAUGUCCCGCAUGAUCUCUUAA